Messenger RNA from Monosiga brevicollis MX1, 1317 nucleotides. RefSeq lists its product as uncharacterized. NCBI's taxonomy places the organism in Eukaryota, Choanoflagellata, Craspedida, Salpingoecidae. The record is from RefSeq and is a predicted model, not a curated record. Bases 1 to 1317 code for a protein of 438 amino acids. The transcript has 11 exons.
AUGCGCCCGUCCCAAUCCAUCCUCAAGCUGGCCCUCUGGCUCUGCCUGAGCACGGCCCCGUCCCUCGUUUACACGCAAACGGGCUUGCGCUUCGACGGCCAAGCCGAUCAGCAUGUCGUUGAACUCGAGCUGGGCGAGCUUCAAAACGAAGUUAUUCUCGGGCUUCAGACUGUACAGCCCCGCGCCAUCCUCCUUCACAUUGCACCCACCACUGCCUGCCCAUGCGUUUACACAUGCAUGUUUGCUGGCUCACGCAAUCCGCGCCGCAGCGAGCCAGAAGUGAUGACGGCUGGUGCCGAGGUCGAUGGCCUAAUCAUUGACCUCAUCCAAGGCCGACCGCGCGCCACUUUUGUUCUUGGGCACCAGCAAACCGUUGCUGCCUGUCAGCGUGCCGUCAACGACGGCCAACCCCACACUUUGCGCCUGAUCCGCCAAGGUCGAGCUCUGUGGAUGACCGUGGAUCAGGGCGAGGAAGAGUGCCUUGCUACCACUCAGGCACACCACGAUCCCUUUGAAGGCUGCUUGUUUGAAGCGACCAUCGACGGCAUUGAUGCGUUGGCUGUCAACAACACACUCCUCUCGCAUUGGUCUGGGCACUGUGAUGCCAGCGCCCCACCCUGUCAGCUGGAGAAGACCACCUGUUCUUCUCACGGGACCCCUGUCUGCACGCCAUCGGGCCCCGCUUGUCGUUGCACUUCCGACUUUUUCGGCCCCACUUGCGCCCUGGCUCAGCUCGACUUGUUCACGAAUGAUGAAAAGGAGAUCUUUGCAUUGGAUGCGUGGGAGCUUUCUUCUAAUUUGCUGACCACCCUGCGUUUACGGCUUCCCAGUGCCACGCCGCCCGCCGUGCCCCUCACUUUGGCUCGGCUGGGCGCGAACGACCCCGGAGAAGAUGCUCUUGAGGUGGUUUGGCAAGCCCACGCCUUGGUGGUGCUCGUGCAUCUGGGUGGUGGUCAGGUCCUGCGCGUGGACAACCCGCUGCCUGCGCCGGACAAAUGGCUAUCCCUUGCCAUUCGCAUCGCCCCUGCCGCUCUUCAGGUGAUCGCGGACGGCGUUGCCACCUGGGCCACAGCGCCAACAUCUGGGUACCACCUCUUUGAUCUGACGAGCCCCAACGCCACCCUAACGCUUUCCAAUGCCGAUGCGAGUUUGAGCGCGGCAUUGGCGGCACCCGCGGCCACGACCUCCCAAACUCUGGCCGCCAUUGCUGAUGGCACAUACUACGAUGGGAGUCAAGCAGAAAAUCUCACGGUCAGCGUGGCCAGGCAUAACUGCUUUUCAGAAAUGGAAUGUUUUUUGGGACAGCAUAGUGCCUGA